AGGAGGGUUUUGUGGAGAUCAGAAAAACGACAGCGCGAUAAAAAUUAGUAUUGUUGCACUUCACAAAUUAAUGACCAUGAGUUCCUACUUGAUAAACUCCAACUAUAUCGAGCCUUCCUUUCCUCCAUGCGACGAAUAUCAGCAGAGCGGAUACAUCCCCAACCCUGGCGACUACUACGAGCGGCCAAAAGAUACGGGCUUCCCCCAUCACGACGAGCCAUCCUAUCCGAGGUCAAACUAUACAGAAUCGGGCUACGAUUACGGUAACGUUCCCGCCGCCGGACUAGAUGAUUUCGGCGAUGGACACCACGCACAGCCGCAACCGGUUCCACAGAGCCACGGUCCUCGCCUCACCGCGGCCCCAGACGGUGGCGCAGGGGCAAAUGCCAGCAAAGACUGCAGCCUCGCCAGUGAGGUAUAUCCCGGCGUAGCGAAGGGCAAGGAGCCGGUGGUCUAUCCUUGGAUGAAAAAGGUCCACGUUAGCACCGUCAAUGCCAGUUACACAGGAGGAGUGCCCAAGAGGUCCCGCACUGCCUACACCCGCCAGCAGGCUCUGGAGCUGGAGAAGGAGUUCCACUUCAACCGGUACCUGACUCGGCGCAGGCGGGUGGAGAUUGCGCACACCAUGUGCCUGUCCGAGCGCCAGGUCAAGAUCUGGUUUCAGAACCGGAGGAUGAAGUGGAAGAAGGAGCACAAGCUUCCCAACACCAAGAUCCGCUCCUCCAGCUCGGCCUCAGCCUCGGGGGCCCAGCAGCAGCAGCAGAUCAAAACAGGCCAGCAGCUUGUCCCCACGCCGUGCACCGCAGGUCUAUAGUGCUUGAAUGAACCCCACCCCACAAAAACCCAAUCCAGACUGAGAUGGCAAAUAACACAAGUGGAGUUUGAUGGACCGAUUCUCAGUAUUUUACACAUGGUGUUCUCUCUUUCCCCUUGCCUCUGCCAUUGGGCCCCUGUCACGUCCUUUGUACCCUUUCCCUCUCCGCUCGCCCUCUUCAUAUAAGCUUGAAAAUCACCUUCAGUUUCCACGGUGGCAACUGAGGUGUUUAUAUAUUUGUUUAUUAUUAUGAAAGAAGGAUAACGCACAUUCAAAAAUAGGACUUGGAUCAAAAUGUAUCAUUGCAGUUAAAACUGAGAGAGGUAAAAGUAAGUUUGAACUCAUUUUUAUAUGUUCUCUUUGAUUUUAUUUUUUUAUUUUUUGGUUCCCUAUUACUCAUGGAAAGUUCUAAUAUACUUGAAAGAUAUUUAGCGAGACUCUAGAUGCCUGUUAGAAAACCGGACGGCUGUUUUAGAGGUAUGGCAUCAGUCAGAGUAACAGUGUAGUUUGUGUGUUUGAGUGGGUUGGUUUACUGUUGAAUGUAGUCCAGGUGACUUUCACAUGUAAUGUACAUAGGCAAAUCAUAAUGAAGGCACAAUAGGCAAAGAAUUUCGUCAAGUAGAAUUAUGUUGGUUGGUGUUGUAAGGUCUAGUUUUAUUUGUGCUAGUCCGUCCCAUAUUGUGCUGUGUUCUAAACUGUGAAUAUUUGUAUGUGUUGUCUCAGUAAAGACCGUUGUGAUGUAGACUAGCGUAGGCUCAAUCUGUCCUUGUGAAAUAAAUAUGUGCUUCACUUAUAAGGCUGGCUUGGCUUUGGAUAUUUUGUCCUUGCAAAUGCUGAUCAGAUUUGAGCGCAACAUGUAUUUUUGAAGCCGCGCGUAUUAGCACGCUAAAUGCAUAUAUGUGCCUCCCUUUAAAAAAUGAAAUCAAAUAAAAGAAUAGAAUUGGAAUUUGAGGAUUGCAUUUUCUAAACUACACAUUUGUUUUCGUGCUGUUUGUUUGCAUUUCAGUUCGUGGGCCUUUUAGAACUUUUAUUUUAAGCAUUUGAAUCAGUUAUCCAGUGUUUGGAGACGUGUGCGUAAAAUUGUUAUAGUCCGUCCCAGCGUCGGAUAAUUUACUGCG
Molecule: messenger RNA, 1932 nt
Organism: Chelmon rostratus (copperband butterflyfish)
Lineage: Eukaryota; Metazoa; Chordata; Actinopteri; Chaetodontiformes; Chaetodontidae
Gene: hoxa4a
Product: homeobox A4a
Exons: 2
Coding region: 71-814 (247 amino acids)
Biological process (GO): embryonic skeletal system morphogenesis; anterior/posterior pattern specification; regulation of transcription by RNA polymerase II
Cellular component (GO): nucleus
Molecular function (GO): RNA polymerase II cis-regulatory region sequence-specific DNA binding; DNA-binding transcription factor activity, RNA polymerase II-specific
Source: RefSeq, a predicted model, not a curated record